CAAAUUCGAACUUCGACGGUUAUUUUAAGGGAAGGGCAAAUCUACCGUUUGAGAGUGGGUGGGAAUCAAGUCUUACCGUCCACCUAGCUAAACUUAACUUUCAGUCGUAACAUUAGAUUAUUAUUAGUCAUUAUAGUUGUAUCGCGUUUAUAACAACAUGAGGGAAAUCGUACACUUACAAGCAGGCCAAUGUGGCAAUCAGAUCGGUGCAAAGUUUUGGGAAGUAAUCAGUGACGAGCAUGGCAUCGACCCAACUGGAACUUACCAUGGUGACAGUGACCUUCAGUUGGAGAGAAUCAAUGUAUAUUAUAAUGAAGCCACAGGUGGAAAGUAUGUUCCUCGUGCAAUCUUGGUGGACCUUGAGCCAGGCACCAUGGACUCUGUGCGCUCAGGGCCAUUUGGACAAAUCUUUCGCCCAGACAACUUUGUAUUUGGACAGAGUGGUGCUGGCAAUAACUGGGCGAAGGGCCACUACACAGAGGGCGCAGAGCUGGUGGACUCCGUGCUGGAUGUGGUGAGGAAGGAGGCCGAGAGCUGUGACUGUCUGCAGGGUUUCCAGCUCACCCACUCCCUGGGCGGUGGCACUGGAUCUGGCAUGGGCACCCUGCUCAUCAGCAAAAUCCGUGAGGAGUACCCCGACCGCAUCAUGAACACCUUCAGCGUGGUGCCCUCACCCAAGGUGUCUGACACAGUGGUGGAGCCCUACAACGCCACGCUCUCUGUCCAUCAGCUGGUGGAGAACACUGACGAGACCUACUGCAUCGACAACGAGGCCCUUUAUGACAUUUGCUUCCGCACCCUCAAGCUGACCACGCCCACUUAUGGUGACCUCAACCACCUGGUCUCCGCGACGAUGAGCGGCGUCACCACCUGCCUGCGCUUCCCCGGUCAGCUGAAUGCCGACCUCCGCAAACUGGCUGUCAACAUGGUGCCUUUCCCGCGCCUGCACUUCUUCAUGCCCGGCUUCGCCCCCCUCACCAGCAGAGGCAGCCAGCAGUACAGGGCCCUCACCGUGCCCGAGCUCACCCAGCAGAUGUUCGACGCCAAGAACAUGAUGGCCGCCUGCGACCCACGCCACGGGCGCUACCUCACAGUGGCCGCCAUUUUCCGCGGACGCAUGUCCAUGAAGGAGGUGGACGAGCAGAUGCUCAAUGUUCAGAACAAGAACAGCAGCUACUUUGUGGAAUGGAUCCCCAACAACGUGAAGACCGCCGUCUGCGACAUCCCACCCAGAGGGCUCAAGAUGGCCGCCACCUUCAUCGGCAACAGCACCGCCAUCCAGGAGCUCUUCAAGCGCAUCUCCGAGCAGUUCACCGCCAUGUUCCGGCGCAAGGCCUUCCUGCACUGGUACACGGGCGAGGGCAUGGACGAGAUGGAGUUCACCGAGGCCGAGAGCAACAUGAACGACCUGGUGUCCGAGUACCAGCAGUACCAGGACGCCACCGCCGAGGAGGGCGAGGGCGAGUUUGAGGAGGAAGGAGAGGAGGACAUGGCCUAAACAUUAGUUAGCCACUAUUAUCACAGCCCUUCCACAUGUACUUUCCUCUAUCAAACCUCUUGAUCUGCUUUUAACUUCACAAUAAAUGCUACCAAAUUGUUUUUGAAAA
Messenger RNA from Sardina pilchardus (European sardine), 1607 nucleotides. RefSeq names its product tubulin beta-4B chain-like. Bases 158 to 1498 code for a protein of 446 amino acids. The transcript has 4 exons. Lineage: Eukaryota; Metazoa; Chordata; Actinopteri; Clupeiformes; Clupeidae. Gene Ontology annotation, biological process: microtubule cytoskeleton organization; mitotic cell cycle. Gene Ontology annotation, molecular function: GTP binding; GTPase activity; structural constituent of cytoskeleton. The record is from RefSeq and is a predicted model, not a curated record. Gene Ontology annotation, cellular component: microtubule; cytoplasm.